UAGGACAAAGUGAGACGCUGCGUGAAGUUGGCGUCUCAGUUUGUCCUGAGGCAUUUUCGUUGGUUUAAUGGCCAGAACUAUUUGUUUAAACUAUCAGGAACUCUAGAACUAUUGAAAAUAAAGUCAGAACUCUUAAUUAUUUGUGAGUUUCCGCGAAAUGAUAUGCCAGCUUCACACAUACGGCAUCUGGAAUUUUCAUUUUCGAAGAGACGCGAUAGCAAAAGCAAAAAGUGGAAAACGUCUUUGGGGUGGAAAUAUUGUGCAUCAAAAGACGGCUUCGCAAAUCUCUCGUCCUAGAUACGCGCGAGGUAUCCUCCGCAGAUUUCGCUGGUUUAUUCCGAAGAUUCCCUUCGGAAGGAGAUAAAUCAUCGAUACCAGGAAAUCGAAUGCAUUUGUACGCACGUGUAGCGACAAAUGUGCCCUCCGCCCUGUUUGACGGGCGUUUGCUUGCACCCUUCUGCACCAGUACCAUAGUUUCCGUCAUCGCAUACAUAUAUACAUGUGUGUGUGUGUGUGUGUUUAUACGUAAAUACAUGUAUAUGGUAGUGGGUGGUGCAGACUGCGGAAUGGGGUGGCAGCGAGAGGUGAGGAGGCGAGUGAGCGAGCAAGCCGGGUCGACCGCGCGAAUCUCUGCACGUACAUGCACAUGUAUCCAUAUAAAUGUAUGUAUACUGUUGUACGUGUGUACGGCGGGUGGCGCGAGUGAGAUCCGGCGGUGGGUGCUUCGGUGACGUCAGUGUUCUGAUCGUCAGUUGCGCAGAGACGGGAUUGGUCACCGCCACCGCGCUACGUCAGAAUGACGGACCGAGCGAGCAGCAGCCGAUAAAACCACCCUCUCUCUGGACGGGGCUCUUCGUGGGCGGGCCAAUGGUCUAGGUGAGCGCGCGAGCAUGGGACAGGGAGCGGUGUCGUGAAGGGAGGACGGAAGGCGCGUGUCCGCGCGCGCGGAGUUGAACGGCGUUCAGGGUGGCCGGCGCGCCGACGACGACGACGACGACAAUGGCGAGCUCGGGCUCGGCGGUCGACGGGGUCGGCGACGACGGCACGACGGGCGUGCCGGGCGGCGGGCCCAGGAAUCCGCUCACCUGCGGCAUCUGCCACGAAUAUUACAACGAGCCCUGCCUGCUCUCCUGCUUCCACACCUUCUGCGCGCGUUGCAUACACGGCCCGCACAUCGACGGCACCAUCAAGUGUCCCAUCUGCGGGCAACAAACACAGUUGAAAGAAGGAGCGCAGUUGCCACCUCCCGAUCAGCUGAUACGACAAUUAGUGGAACUGGCAAAUUCUGAGAAUCCACCGUGUGCCAAUUGCGACAAGCGCGAUAAAACUACUAUGUUCUUCUGUACGACAUGCGGGCAGGCGCUUUGCACCCACUGCAGGGAAAACACGCAUCGCGCGAAGAUGUUCUCCACCCACGAAGUACUGCAUAUGAGCAAAUGCGCCAAGGACACUCAACGCCGCUGCCCGAACCACGGCGAGCAGUACAUAAUGUACAGCCAGAGCGCCAAGUGCAUGCUGUGCGCCACCUGCUUUCGCGACACGCCCGCGGACGCGCGGGUCCACUGCGUGGACAUCGAGAGCGCCUGGCAGCAGGCCUCGAAGAAGAUGGAGCGCGCGGUGAACUCGAUCUGCGAGCUGCAGGCCGGCAUCCGCGACGGCGUGCUCGCGCUCAAGUCUCAGCUGGACGAGCUGCGCCACAGUCUCGAGUCCGAGAAGCGCGCGCUGGGCGCGUUCUGCCAGGGCAUGCAGGAAGCGAUCACCAAGACGCACACUUACGUGAUCGCGGAGCUGCAGCGUCAAUUCGAGACCAAGGAGCGCAUGGUGCGCACGCAACUGAUCGCGCUGGGCAGCGCGCUGCCCGUGCUGCAGAUGCACCUGAUGCUGUGCACCGCGUUCACCAGCGGCGCGACCAAGUACCAGUUCCUGGAGCUGGCGCAUCCGAUGCUGGAGCGACUGAGCCGCGUCGCUCAGCUGGGCCAUCCGUCGCGGCCGCCUCUGCUCGCCGCGUACAUCAAGACGAACUACCGCGGAGACUUCGCCCGCGCCCUGCAACCGUACAUCGGCCAGAUGCAGAUACCGAAGACCGCCACUGUUGAGUCUCUGUACGAUCGGUCGGAGACGAUCGGCGGCCACACGAUACCCCAACCGGAUCCGCAAGUACUUCAACAAAGCAAGACUACUCAGAGGCUACCGCCGAAAGGCGGCCCCGACUGCGGCCCGUUCUCUAAUCACUGUCGGACCUUCGACAACCAACUGAAGGAACUGAGUCAGCAACUGAUGACGGUGAAGGAACGACUGGGCGAGUUGCAGCGGGACGUUUCCGUGUUGAAGAGGGCGAACACGCCGCCGUUGGGCACGCGCUACGACCACGUCGCGAGGGAUUGCCGCUUGCUGGAGCAACAAUUGGAGCAUCAUCAAAUAGAAUUAGAGCGACUGAGGAAUGUCUUUGACGCGCUCUGGGAGGAGCAAGUGUGCAGAAUUCACAUAGAAAAGGAAAUCUUUCAUUCGCAGAUGAACGACAUAUUGUCGCUGAGGAGCGAAGUGAAGAAACUACAGGCGCUCGCCCAGCACCUAGAGCCCUUCGUCAAAUCGUUCUCCACGGGCAUCGGCGCCGGCGAAGUCAGCAUGGCCGCGGCGGACGCAGUCGACAAUCAACAUCUGCACGCGCUGCUGGAUCACCUGGCGCGUCUGCAGAUGCAGGAACCACAUCCGCAGGCUCAAGCACCGACGAAGGAUCAUCGUCAUCCACGUAGCACUGCCACAAGUGCCGACAACGCGUUAUACAUGAAGGAAGCGAAGGAGGUCCCGACGCGAUGCCGCACGCCGUCCGGCGGUGUCGGCGCGGUCUUGGACUCGAGCGGCAACAUAGUUGUCUACGGGACGGCAAAAUCGACCGACCCGACCAAGCGGGGCGUGCUGAGUCAGCUGAUCGAGAAGGCCAGGACGCAGAAGGACGAUCGCAAGAAGUCGCCGGGACGCGAGGACGGUCGCGAUCGCAGCCAGAGCCGGCGCUCGCGCAAGUCGCCGGACAGCACGAAGCCGAAGACACCGCCCGGGCAUUCGUCCGGCGGCAAGAUGCGCUCGCUGUACCGCUCGCUGAAAGGCGGCGCCGGGGACACGUCCGCCGAGGCGCUCGAUCAAGGAAGGUGCACCGACUCGCAGCAGCCGCACAUGGGUGAGGAAGGCGAAUACCAACGAAUCUCGGAGGCGUCGAGCCUGGGCGAAGCGAAGAAGCGCGUGCAGGCGCAGGUGCAUGCGGUGCCGACGGACGAUUCGAUACCGGCGCUGGCGGGCAAAGUGACCAAGAUCUACCCGGCCAGCGACUCCGAGGAGUUGUUCUACGGCGACGGGAAGGCGGACACGAGGCGGCGGCGGCGCGCCAGCUGCGACAGCUUGAGCACGACCGGUUCCGGCAACAGCAGGCGGUCGAGCAUCGCCGAUGGGACGGUAGGUCAACAAUCCGUCGCGCAGGACCCACGGAAAACACUGGUCGUUUUGAUCGGACCGACGUCACGGACGUCGUCGUCUCUCGUGCAGAAGCAGCGUUCCUGGGAGACCUUCCCGCGGCCCAAGAGCAAGCGCGGCGGCAGUGGUGGCGAGGGCCCAGGGGGUGGCGCGUCGUCCCUCGGCCAGCUGAAGAAAGCGGACAGCUUCGAGGGCCACGAGGAGGCGGUGCGCACCUUGGUGGCGGCCGUGCAGGAGACGCGCUCCCAGCUGCGACACCAUCAUCUGCAUCAUCACCGUCAUCAUCGUAAGAGCAAGACGAAUUAAUGGCGCGACUCCCGGUCCUUCCGCGAGCAAAGGGAAUAACGUAAAGAGAUGUAAUGCCCGAGGAUGUCCGGCGAGCCUAUCACGUAGAUAAAAAGAAAGCAAAUUAUUAAAAGACUAAAACACCGUGUCCGAAAAAAACGUGGCUUAAUUAAUAAUGUUAUUUAAUAGCAUCGGAAGCGCAUUGUUGUGAGAGCCGGCAUUAUCGGCCUUUUCGAAGAUUUUGGACAUUCUACUGAUAUAACAAUAACAAUGGAUAUAAAUAUAAUAAUGAUAAUAAGAGAAGUCUAUUACGCGCGAUAUAAGCAAAGUCGGAAUUCUCUGUCGCGAGAGGAAUACAGGCACCUUCGACAAGUGCACUUUCGUCUUUAUAUUUACUUUUCGGAGAAACUGUCGAGUUUCUUUGACAUCCCGACCAAACGCGUGAUGGUUGUAUUAUUCCGAGUUUUUAACGUUUACAUUAUGUCCCUCGUCGGAGUUGCGGCGUGCGCGACGAUGCGCAGCUCCCGUCAACACCUUUUAUAGCGAUUUAAUUGCACUUGAUGAUGAAAGCACCGAAGGUCGGUAUCGCUGCCGUUUGUAAAUCAAAUGUUGACACGAGACGGAUCGUGCGUUACCCGCUGCACGGUCUGUCCGGGGCGGUCGAUAUACGUAGAGCCUUGAUUAGGAAUUAGCGUGGAAGAAAAUGGUUUUUUUUUUCUGUAAUAAAACGCGCGUGUGUAAUGUACAAUAAUUGCAGCGGAACCGCGGUUGACGUUACAAUCUGAACACCUGUAAAUAGACGACGUUUGCUUCGUUCCACCCGAACAUUAUUUCGAUUGAAUUACGCGAAAUUCCAAUUUCGGUUUCCCCGUUUUUAGAGAGAUACGCGAAUAGAUUCUCAUCGCAUUCGGCGCGAGAUUUUACCUUGAACGUCAACGGGUCGGAUGCAUAGUCCAGUAAAGUACGUUGCGCGAUUCGAUCGGUCGAGUAAACGUUAAUACCUUAGCUAGUAAACAACACUGCCAGUCAAGAUAUACAUUUACGAAUUUAAUCGACGAUACUCGUUCGCGAAGAAUAGCCUAAUUCGAGCGUUUACUCGUAAUCGCCAAUGGCAUUAAAAAAAAAAAAAAAAAA
This is a messenger RNA of Linepithema humile (Argentine ant), 4884 nucleotides long. Its product is annotated as RING finger protein 207-like. Gene Ontology annotation, molecular function: zinc ion binding; Hsp70 protein binding; transmembrane transporter binding. The record is from RefSeq and is a predicted model, not a curated record. Lineage: Eukaryota; Metazoa; Arthropoda; Insecta; Hymenoptera; Formicidae. Gene Ontology annotation, cellular component: perinuclear region of cytoplasm.